Messenger RNA from Etheostoma cragini (Arkansas darter), 1294 nucleotides. RefSeq names its product ChaC, cation transport regulator homolog 1 (E. coli) (gene chac1). The record is from RefSeq and is a predicted model, not a curated record. Lineage: Eukaryota; Metazoa; Chordata; Actinopteri; Perciformes; Percidae. Bases 488 to 1078 code for a protein of 196 amino acids. The transcript is spliced from 3 exons. Gene Ontology annotation, molecular function: glutathione specific gamma-glutamylcyclotransferase activity; gamma-glutamylcyclotransferase activity. Gene Ontology annotation, biological process: glutathione catabolic process. Gene Ontology annotation, cellular component: cytoplasm.
CGUUCGCGCCGCUGCGUCAUGUUAUCGGGGGAAACGCUUUAAAUCACCGUCGCUUCUCGGCCGGGAGAAGAUUGACCACAAGGUGUUUAAAAAGCCGCCAGCAACAACGCAUACCUCGAUCUUUUCAUUCGUAAACUUUUAAUUCGUAAUGUCACAGGUCGGCAAAGUAGCUGACCUAAACCGGUUUUGAUUUUUUUCCCCAUUGGUUUGAAGGCCAAAGCGGCUGCCAUGGAUUUUUAAGGCAUAAUGCGGCACCUCUAAUGCAACGGCAAUGCAUAGUGCAAGGCAAAAUCAACUGCGAAAUUCCAUCUUCGCAACUGCUAAGCAGUUGGGCUCAAAUACCGUCCGCGGUAUACCUGCGAGCCAGCCGGUACCACUGCUCCUGGACCGGAGGAAGCUAACGCUAGCUAGCUAGCUCGCUUAGCUAAUAUCAAUUGAAAGAGUGAUUCAUCAAUUCAUCUCAACGUCGUCAACACACUUUGUUAAAAUGAAGCCUCAACACAUUACCACCGGGAAGACCAGCCUGUGGAUCUUCGGGUACGGGUCACUGGUGUGGAAGCCUGACUUCAAGUACAGGAGGAGCCAGGUCGGUUACAUUCAAGGCUACAAGAGACGGUUCUGGCACGGAGACAACUUCCAUCGCGGGAAUGACGUGUUGCCCGGAAGAGUAGUGACGCUGAUUGAAGACGAUGACGCGAGCACUUGGGGUGUGGCGUUCGAGGUGACAGGUUCUCAAGUCGAAGAGUCCCUGAAGUACCUCAACGUGCGUGAGACGGUCUGUGGCGGCUACAUCACCAAAAUGGUAGAUUUCUUCCCCGAGGGGGAGAACCAGCUGCCGGUUCAGGCUCUGGUGUAUAUCGCCACCUCAGACAACGCCCUGUACCUGGGGCCGGCCAGCCCAGAGAUGAUUGGCAUCCAGAUUGCUGUGUGCAGAGGGAAGACGGGCCACAACCUGGAGUAUCUGCUCCGGCUCGCUGAGUUCAUGAGGAGCAGCUGCCCGCACGUGGAAGACCAUCACCUGUUCUCCAUCGAGAAGGCUGCACUGUCUAUGGCGUCCUAUCUGUUGGCAGCCCAGUAGCUCGUACCCGUUGUCCUACUAUCUUAUAUAGUAGAUUAAUACAUUACACACACACACACACACACACACACACACACGGCUUUUCACCUCUCACGCCAGUCCACCUAUGUUUUUAUAUUGAAUAAGCUAGCGUCACCCUACCAUCCAGUGUACUUGAAUACUGUUAAAGUGAUAACAAAGGGAAGCAUGAUUUUAAAGUUGUUUUUUUUUUUUUUU